Messenger RNA from Cooperia oncophora, 1656 nucleotides. The record is from the annotation of a GenBank genome assembly. Lineage: Eukaryota; Metazoa; Nematoda; Chromadorea; Rhabditida; Trichostrongylidae.
AUGUUUAGCGAUCAUUAUUACAGGCGCUUACGCAGCUGGCCACCAAUAUGCUUCUUUUCGACGACCAGAGCUGCAGCUGCCGAAAAUGUGAAGAUGUGGAUAGAUGGUCAGGCUGUCGAAUCGAAGACCAAAGAUUGGAUCGACCUGACCAAUCCCGCUACCAAUGAGAUCAUUGGUAAAGUUCCAAAGUGCACGCCGGACGAGCUGGAGUCAGCAGUUGCGUCGUGCAAGAAAGCCUACAACACAUGGAAAAAUGUAUCUCCUCUAGCACGACAGCAGACCAUGUUCCGCCUGCGGGAGCUGAUCGUACGAGACGCUAAGAAACUUGCCGAGAACAUCACACAUGAGCAAGGAAAAACAUUAAUUGAGGCUGACAGAGAUGUUGGCCGAGGAUUGCAGAUGGUUGAACACGCUUGCGCCGUGCCAACACUCAUGAUGGGAGAAACUCUUCAAAGUGCUUCGCGCGAUUUGGAUGUUCUCUCAUUCCGCUAUCCUUUGGGAGUCUGUGCUGGUAUUAUGCCAUUCAACUUCCCCGUUAUGGUCCCGUUGUGGACAUUCCCCCUCGCACUUGCCACAGGAAACACCAUGUUGAUAAAGCCCUCAGAACAGGAUCCUGGAGCAUGCUUGAUGCUCGCUGAAAUGUGCAAGGAAGCUGGAAUUCCUGACGGAUGCCUCAACAUUGUCCAUGGCCAAUUUGACACUGUGAACUUUAUCUGUGAUCAUCCUGACAUUCAAGCAAUCUCCUUCAUUGGAGGUGAUCGAGCGGGUAAACAUAUUUAUGAACGUGGAGCUAAGAAUGGAAAGCGUGUGCAGUCGAAUAUGGGAGCCAAAUGUCAUGGUGUAGUUAUGCCAGAUUGUGACAAGAACAAGAUGAUUGACCAGAUCACUGUUGGUGCAUUUGAUAUGGCGGGACAACGUUGCAUGGCUCUUACCACGGCCAUCCUUGUCGGCGAGACUCGCUCUUGGGUGAACGAUAUCGUUGAGAGGGCCAAGAAGUUCCAAGUGAAUGCAGGUUUGUUGGCAACCAACACUGAGUACUUCUCUCCUCUAAUCAUGCGAAUGUUAAGGAUGGAAACAAGGAGCCGAGAUUGGCCGGUCAUAUCGAAGGCCUCGAAGGAGCGCUGCCUCAAGCUCAUCGAUAGCGCGAAGAAGGAGGGAGCCAAUGUCGCGCUUGAUGGAAGUGACCACGUUGUUUCUGGAUUCGAAAACGGUAACUUCGUCGGAGCGACAAUCAUCGCAAACGUCAAGCCACAUAUGACCUGCUACAAGGAGGAGAUCUUCGGGCCUGUCUUGAUUCUCAUGGAAGCCAAAGACUUGGAUGAAGCCAUUGACAUUCUCAAUAAGAACCCGUACGGAAACGGAGCCGCCGUUUUCACGGCAAAUGGCGCUGUUGCUAGGAAGUUCCUAAACGAGGUGGAAAAUGGCCACAUCGGCAUCAACGUUCCCGUCCCAAUCCCUCUACCCAUGUUCUCUUUCACUGGAUCGCGUGGUUCAUUCCGAGGUGAUCUGAACUACUACGGAAAGGCAAGCUGGAGUACAAUUCUACACACAAUGGAAGACCGUUACGCAACACUGGGGAACACACCUGGCUGGUAUGGACCGCCAAGUGAAUUUCUCCAAGUAGAUACAAUAUGUGAUAUAAUUAUGAUUUGCUAA